GCUCGGCCCCGCUCCUCGGGCCCGCCAUGAGGUCGCCGGCCGGGAAGCAAGGAGGCCGGCGGCGGCGGCGGGGAGCCGCGGGGGCCAUGGCGGACAGUAACGCGGACUGGAUGGGCUCGCUGCCGGCGGCGCUGCGCUCCUACCCGCUCUCCAACCUGGCUAUCCCGGGAUCACAUGAUUCCUUUAGCUACUGGGUUGAUGAGAAGUCUCCUGUGGGACCAGACCAAGCCACAGCCAUCAAACGUCUGGCCAGACUUUCUUUGGUUAAAAAGAUCAUGAAGAAAUGGUCAGUGACUCAAAAUCUGACUUUCAAAGAGCAGUUGGAAAGUGGGAUCCGCUACUUUGAUCUUCGGGUAUCUUCCAAACCUGGGGAAACAGGACAAGAGAUUUACUUCAUACAUGGAUUGUUUGGCAUUAAAGUACGGGAUGGGCUGAAGGAAAUUAACACCUUUCUUGAGCAGCACCCCACGGAAGUAAUCUUCUUAGAUUUCAAUCACUUCUACGCCAUGGAUGACAGCCAUCACUUCUUCUUAAUCAACAGGAUCCGCUCAGCAUUUGGAUCCAAACUUUGUUCUGUUGAAUGUGUAGAAUAUGUGACUUUACAAUACAUGUGGGAGAAGAAAUACCAGGUUCUUAUAUUCUACCACUACCCUUUGUGUCAGGAAUACCCCUUCCUGUGGCCAGGGAAUAAAAUGCCGGCGCCAUGGGCUAAUACAACCAAUGUGCACAAACUGUUACAGUUCCUGGAGACCACUCUAGAGGAACGAAGUCGUUACGGGACUUUUCAUGUUUCUCAAGCAAUCCUCACACCUCGAGUGAGAACUAUUGCACGGAAUCUAAUUCGUGGUCUGAAGAAUACGCUUGUUCAUAGGAACCUGCCCAUGAUUUUGAAUUGGGUGAAAGCACAGAAGCCGGGUGUAAAGGGCGUUAACAUAAUUACAUCGGACUUUGUGGAGCUGGUUGACUUUGCUGCUACAGUUAUUGCACUAAACGACCUCCUUUUAGAAGAGGAUGAAUCUGCAACUAAAUCCUGAUUGCUGCAUCCCAGUUGUGCUCCUCAGUGGACAUCUUCAAACUACGCUAAAUUCAUAUCUAUUAAAUGACACCGGUUGUAAGA
This is a messenger RNA of Pezoporus flaviventris, 1117 nucleotides long. RefSeq names its product phosphatidylinositol specific phospholipase C X domain containing 2 (gene PLCXD2). Gene Ontology annotation, molecular function: phosphoric diester hydrolase activity. The record is from RefSeq and is a predicted model, not a curated record. Gene Ontology annotation, biological process: lipid metabolic process. The transcript has 4 exons. NCBI's taxonomy places the organism in Eukaryota, Metazoa, Chordata, Aves, Psittaciformes, Psittacidae. Bases 27 to 1034 code for a protein of 335 amino acids.